GUAUUGGAAGACGAGUAUAAGACUAGUGAGGUGAAGAAAUGUAGAUUGUAGACCACAGAUUGAAUGUUUGUGAGACCAAAUUGAUAAGAGAUUAUUGCGAAAGAAAAAAAAACUGUCCAAACUAGAGUAGGAGAUAAUGAAGACAUACUUUAGUUCCCACUAGUCUAACUCUUAACAAAGAAGAGCUUUGGAAGCAUAUACACUGUUGUUGGACACAGAGGUUCUCAUACCAUCAAUCCGACUCCAUUUCUUCUUUUCUUGAAUACCCUGAACUCAAUUUCUCCUGGCGCAAUGGCUGAAGUCCUUCUCUUUAUCUAAGUAAAUGCAAUUUAAAUAUCAAACAAGUACUUCUGGAAGAAAUCAUUCAGGACAUGUGACCAGAGACAACUUGUUGCCAAAUGUACAUUGUGUGUUCUGAUAUGAACAUCUAAAUGGACUCAUUUGUUUUGGUCUCUUUAUUUGUAUCAGAUCGCUUUGUGUCUAUUGACUUUUCGUUUCAAGAACAUGUUUUCAAUGUUUACUUUAGUUUGCUACUUAGCAACAGCGUUCACACCCAGUGUCCAGUCACAGAUUGACCUUGUGUGUCCUCCGACACUACCCCAGGAUGACUAUCGUCAGCUGUAUUCCGAUGUCUGCUUUUACUUUGUGCUGUUCCGACAGAGUGAGUACCUCGCUGCCCAAAACCACUGCGAGAACCUCGGAGGAUCGCUGGUCCUGGUCAAGUCACCCGAACUUGAGGAAUUCAUUGUGAGUCAGAUGGUGAGCACGUACCAUCAGCCUCACGCGAAACUGUGGAUAGGUCUAGACGACCUGGACAGGGACAAGGUCUUCACGUGGAGGGACGGCUCAUUGCUAGACUACAGCAACUGGGCUGUGGGCGAAGGGCUUGGCAAGAACCCAGGAGAAGAGUGUGCAGUCCUGGACGUGGGGCAGCGAGGGAGGUGGUACGACUACCGCUGCAAUGACGAGGAGUUCUCGAGUUACGAGCAACAGUACGUCUGCCAGUUCGGCUCCGUGUCUGAGACCACACUCACGGCUGAGGCGUUUACUGUCACCGUGACCUCCUUGACACACCCCUGUCCGCCAUUUUCCUGCGAUCUGGAUUGUGGGAUGGAUGGGUUUAAGAUGAACCCGCUCGAUGGUUGUGCUAUAUGUCAGUGUGAAGUGGAAUAAAAUAUCAUUUGAAUA
Biomphalaria glabrata is the source of this 1188-nucleotide messenger RNA. Its product is annotated as macrophage mannose receptor 1-like. NCBI's taxonomy places the organism in Eukaryota, Metazoa, Mollusca, Gastropoda, Planorbidae. The record is from RefSeq and is a predicted model, not a curated record. The transcript has 2 exons. The coding region runs from base 505 to 1173 and encodes 222 amino acids.